Molecule: messenger RNA, 1975 nt
Organism: Sesamum indicum (sesame)
Lineage: Eukaryota; Viridiplantae; Streptophyta; Magnoliopsida; Lamiales; Pedaliaceae
Product: putative serine/threonine-protein kinase PBL1
Biological process (GO): protein phosphorylation
Cellular component (GO): membrane
Molecular function (GO): ATP binding; protein kinase activity
Source: RefSeq, a predicted model, not a curated record
UCUUAUGAUAAAAAAUAUGUUUGUUCUCUCUAAGCGUUUCUAGUUCUUUCUCCAAGAACAUUGAUGUAUUCAUAUUGUUUUUGUCGACCGUUUUAACAUUGCACGAAAAUGAAUUACGGGACGGUGACUGCCUUUAUCAGAUACAUGUUGGCCUUAUCAAUCAGUUUCCGGUACUCAUUCCUGCAAGCUGCGGCUGACGAAUGUGUGCUGGAUAUGAGAACUCCGUUGUCUUGGAAUGAGUCGAACGUUGUGGGAGGGAACUGGGGUGGAUUUCUGAGCAAUAAUAGCUGUGGAUCACCAUUUGAACAGUAUUUGUAUGCAAUGGCCAAGAAAGCCAAUGUUACGGGAGAGAUAUUCUUGAAUGUAACAGAGCAAAAGGCUUGUUUGAGUACAGUAAACACAGCUGAGAAGGAUGUUUUCAGCUGUGGUAUGGGGAGGCUAACGAGCGGUGCCGGAGGCUGCUCUGAUUACUCUGUGAUAGACGUCAUUUCUAAACUCGGAAAUGAAUUGCAGACAUUAGACGGAAACUGCAAGAAUUUGGACUCAAAGAGAGAAUCAGAUGAAGAAUGCAGCUCUUGUUUAAGGAGGUGGGAAGAGAUGGCUGGAUCAGGUAACUCUAGCAAUGGCUUAAUCAGAGAGGAAGCCGACGUCUGUAGGUUUUCGGUGCUUGUCUCGUUGACGAGCCGAAGAGUUAAUGAGAUUGGAUGGAUCAAGUCAAUCUACACAUGCCUUGGAAAUGGACGUCCCAUAGCAGCUGAUAAGGCAACAGAAGGAAAGAAGAUAACAUUCAUUAUAGCUACAGGUCUUGAAGUCCUGGUCGGCGGCGUGGGGGGCAUUUCAGUAAUAGCAGCUCUUGUUUGCCUGUUCUUGUUCAGAAAGACAACUAAGACAAUUCCUCCUAAAGGAACUUAUGCACGAGACGGCUCGUUUUCUAAAGAACCUAGCAGCGUUGAGAUCUCUCUUAAAGAAGUUCUUUUAGCCACAAACCACCUCAGUGCAUCAAACUUCAUUGGUCAGGGUGUAGCAGGGAAAGUAUAUAAGGGCAUUCUGUCAAACGGUCAUCGAAUCGCAGUAAAGCACAUAACAAACGACGGCCACAUGGAAACGUUCGUUAGAGAAGUCACAAGUUUAUCGCACGUCAAACACCCAAAUCUUGUCGAGUUAUUAGGCCAUUGUGAUGGAGAAGAUGAGAGCUUUCUUGUUUAUGAACUCUGUGACAAUGGAAACCUCUCAGAAUGGCUGUUUGGUAAACAGAAGUCCUUAACUUGGAUCCAACGGGUGGAUAUCGCAAUAGACUCCGCCAGGGGACUCUGUUUUCUCCAUACAUAUCCUGAUGGCUGCAUUGUCCAUCGAGAUGUUAAGCCCACAAACAUCCUUCUGGGCACCAACUUCCGGGCCAAACUAUCCGACUUCGGACUAUCAAAAGUCAUCUGCAUGGGGCUUUCCUACGUCAGCUCCGAGGUACGAGGAACAUUCGGCUACGUCGACCCGGAAUACCAAAAGAACCGCCACGUCCAUUCUUCGACCGACGUCUACAGCUUUGGAAUAGUUCUUCUCCAACUUCUGUCGGGACAAAGGGUCAUCAAUCUUGAAGCCACCAGACCAAUACCUCUGAGCAAAAUGGCUAAGAAUCUCGGACGAGGAGGGGAUGUAACGGAGUUCGCAGAUCCGAAGCUUAACGAGGAGUAUUCGGUUGAGGGUUUUCGAGUGAUGUUCAGGCUAGCUUUGUCAUGCACUGGGCUGAAGCAACAACGGCCGUCCAUGGAGAAAGUGGUGGCCGUGCUGGAGGAAGCCCGCCGCGUUUCGGAGACAGUCGCGAGUCUCGAUUUUUCAGUACAGUCGACCGAAAAACCGGGUUUUGUCGUGUCGCGAUAAAUGUAUUAUAAUUGUAGUGUAAUUUUUUUAAAAAAUAAAUGGUUAAUUACAAAGGUUUACAAUUAGAUCCUUUUACUUUGUAAUAUGAGUUAUUUAGGUG